Messenger RNA from Exophiala bonariae, 1059 nucleotides. RefSeq lists its product as uncharacterized. NCBI's taxonomy places the organism in Eukaryota, Fungi, Ascomycota, Eurotiomycetes, Chaetothyriales, Herpotrichiellaceae. Gene Ontology annotation, molecular function: oxidoreductase activity, acting on the CH-CH group of donors, NAD or NADP as acceptor. The transcript has 3 exons. The coding region runs from base 1 to 1059 and encodes 352 amino acids. The record is from RefSeq and is a predicted model, not a curated record.
AUGGCAGUGCCGACAGAGACGAAAUGCUGGGUCAUGGCAAGGAAACCACAGGGUCUUCCAACAUAUUCGGGGAAAGAUGCGACGUUUGAACUCCUGACAAAGGCAUUGCCCGAACUCCAGCCCAAUCAGGUCCUGGUCGAAGCCUUGUACCUCAGCAACGAUCCUGCACAGCGGACAUGGAUGUCGUUGGAUGUUUCAGCGAAGCGUCAUUAUGUGCCGCCAAUCGAGUUUGGCUCGGUUAUGAGAGCUAGGGGAAUAGUCAAAGUCCUACGAAGCACGUCGAAAGGCUUCAAAGAAGGCGAUCUGGGCUAUGGUCCAGUAGGCUGGUCUGCAUAUGGGGUGCUCGAUGCAGAUUCCGUCCGGCCUCUCUCGCCCUUGCCAGGUGGAAUGGACAUGACCCUCCAUGUCGGUACCCUUGGACUGACCGGCAUGACCGCCUACUACGGGUUGAUCGAGAUUGUGCAGGCGAAAGAGGGUGAGACUAUACUUAUCUCGGGUGCUGCAGGUGCAACAGGGAGCAUGGCCGUUCGAAUCGCCAAACAUCUCGUCAAGGCUGGGAAGAUUAUUGGAAUCGCGGGGACUGAUGAGAAAUGCCGAUGGGUUGAGAAACUCGGCGCUGAUCUGUGUUUGAACUACAAAAGUCCCACAUUUGGUGACGACUUGGCGAAAGCGACAGAGGACAAACUCAUUGACGUCUUCUUCGACAAUGUGGGAGGUGAAAUGUUGGACAGUAUGCUCUCCUACAUGGCCAUGUAUGGUCGGGUAGCCUUGUGCGGCGCCAUCUCCAUCUACAACAGCUCGAGCGCAACUCUGUUGAAGAACUUCCCACAGUUGAUCACGAUGAGGCUGAACUUGAGGGGUUUUGUCGUGCAUGAUUUCUCCAACGAUGAAGCGAAGCGAGAGCAGUUCAUUCAGGCGAUGCUGGAGAGUGAUAUUCUCACUGCGAAUGAUGGGAUUCAAGACACUGUUGUUACUGGUAUAGUUGAAGACAUUCCAAAAAUCUGGUUGAGGUUGUUUGAUGGAGGCAAUCAAGGGAAGUUAAUUACCAAGUUAGAAUGA